CAGAGCGGACACAGCAGCACGAAGGCAGUGAUAGCAUUUUCAACGAAAAACCAUCGCAUUGGUGGUGGUCGUCGGGUGGUUGCUGCAGAUCAUUCAACGAACCAGCAUUUUAUGUGAAGAAAGAGUUGAUUACAAAAAUUGCGUCUGUGGUGUCAUCGAGUGGCUGUCGGACAAUAACAGCACGAAGUGAAAUUUCAACGCAAGGUUCCAACAAGGGUUUGGUUGCGAUUAGUUAUUGGAAAGACGCAUUGGGGGAAGAACAUUGUCUCGGUGGCAUCGGCGUUUGGCGUGGUAGCUUGGUUGCUAAUCAUUCCAGAAAAUUUCACUUACCGCCGACGACAGCCAAAUCGAUGAAGCCGCCACCUUAGUGGAAAAUUUCGUUUAACUGCUUUAGUGUUUGAAAAGCCGAAUAGUUUGUUUGUUUCGUGUUUCUUGGAUAAAUAGUUUUAGUCCUGAAAAGGAUUGUGUGUAAUUAAAUCUUGAACUUCCUCUCACUUUCCACCGGGGCCAUAAAAACGAUACCCGUAUGCUUCCAUCGCGGGCGGAAACCGAACGUUGUAUAUGAAUAAACUUUGUCAAGUGGUAUACGCUGAAUUCAUUACCCGUAUUCUGGGUGGAGUCAAAUAAAUUAACACUGAGGGAUAUAAGCGAAGCCAUCUCCUCUAUUCUUCCAGUCCGCACGCGAACGAUUGCUUGCAAAAAAGUAAACCAGAAAUAAUCUUAUCAGUCGCGCGCCGUUACGUCACCACCGAUAGCUGUGCUGCUGUGGCUACCAGGUAUGAGAAACGAGUGACCAUAUCCAAUAUCACCAGCAGCAGUUUUGCAUCGCACUCUGAAAUGAACGACCAGCAAAUUCGUGAGGCAUUCGAUCUCGCCCUGGACCUGACCAAACAGUGCGGACCAAUUGUGCUGGAUGGUUUCCAUAACUCGUCGAAGGAUGUAGCCAGCAAGGGCCGCCACUGGGAUCUGGUCACGGAGUACGACCGCCGGGUGGAGGAUGUGUUGAUUGAGGGAUUGAAAAAACGCUUCCCCGAUCAUCGGAUGCUGGGGGAGGAAAGUUCAACCGAGGCCAACCGCAAGGAAGCGCUCGACGAUAGGCCAACGUGGAUCAUCGAUCCCAUCGAUGGGACGAUUAACUUUGUUCGCGGUGUGAAAUUCAUUGCCAUUUCGGUGGCGCUUGUGGUAGCGAAGAAGCUAAAGAUUGGCAUACUGUACAAUCCGUGUCUGGAUGAGAUGUACACGGCGAUUGAUGGGCAGGGAGCGUUUCUAAAUGGCAAAAGGAUUAGAGUCAGUGGGGUCGAAGACCUAAAAGGCGCGUUGAUUGGACAUGAAAUUUCGAUUGCCAGCUACGCGGUCGCCCGACCGCACAUGUUUGGUCGCGCAGAGGAAUUCAUCAAGGAAUGUGUCGGCUUAAGGGCACUGGGUUCUGCUGCCCUGUCGUUGGGGUACAUGGCAAGUGGCAAUCUGGACGCUUACUGCAUCGAAUAUCUGAAACCGUGGGACAUAGCAGCGGGAGCGAUUAUCGUUCAAGAAGCUGGCGGCGUAGUUAUGAACAUCAACGGAGGCGAGUACGAUAUUCUGAAGCCGGAUAUUAUCGCCGCUAGCAGCGAGAAGUUGGCGCAACGAUUGCUUGAAGUAGUUAGGAAAGUGAACGAUAAGGUUAAUCAAAAGCAAGUGCAAUAAUAAUUGUUCCGGUUACACGCUGCAGAACAAUUGAGAUUUACAACAAAUUAGGUUUACACACGAUUGUAUGCAUUGGUUGCAAUCUCAAAGUUUAUACAACUGAAAAAAAAUCGAUUCAUUUCUUUAAAGUAUACUUUAGUAACUUUAUUCAAUAUGUUUGUUUAUUUCAAAGAAGUACCGUGACCUGCCCUAAUUCCGCGCAUCGCCUAAUUUCGUGGUUUUCAUAAAAAAUCAGAACCUGGCUAUCAUGGACAUCACA
Molecule: messenger RNA, 1942 nt
Organism: Armigeres subalbatus
Lineage: Eukaryota; Metazoa; Arthropoda; Insecta; Diptera; Culicidae
Exons: 3
Coding region: 838-1683 (281 amino acids)
Biological process (GO): phosphatidylinositol phosphate biosynthetic process; inositol metabolic process; signal transduction
Molecular function (GO): inositol monophosphate 1-phosphatase activity
Source: RefSeq, a predicted model, not a curated record